Dufourea novaeangliae is the source of this 2472-nucleotide messenger RNA. RefSeq names its product rab11 family-interacting protein 5 (gene Rip11). Gene Ontology annotation, biological process: regulated exocytosis. Lineage: Eukaryota; Metazoa; Arthropoda; Insecta; Hymenoptera; Halictidae. The coding region runs from base 258 to 1865 and encodes 535 amino acids. Gene Ontology annotation, cellular component: intracellular membrane-bounded organelle. Gene Ontology annotation, molecular function: small GTPase binding. The transcript has 7 exons. The record is from RefSeq and is a predicted model, not a curated record.
GCGAGGCGGACGUAGCGGUUGUUCGAACAGCAGCGAGGUAUAGUUGGUCGUGUUUGAUACAUUGCGCUCGACCGGAGUAUUUUCGUCGUCGGUGUGGCUCGUUUUUCGUGACGCGUAGAACAGUGAAAACCGUGACAUGUAAUGCCAGUGACCGUUACUACGACACCCAACGUUACGUAGAUCGCGGUUCGUCGUAGGAGAACGACAUACAACAGAUGAAUAUUCGUAACCGCAUACCCGUGACCUAAUCGACUAAAAUGUGGAGCCCGACACACGUCCAAGUGACAGUUCAGAGAGCGAAGAGCUUAUUGACCAAAGGAAAACACAAGACCAACGACUGUUUCGUGACGAUCGCCCUCGGUAAGGAGAAAUACCAAACGUCCGUGAAGGAGAAGGCCGUCAGAGACGUAGAAUGGCACGAGGAAUGCGAAUUAAUUAUCCCAGAGCAGGGAAACACCGCGGAAAUCGUGCUGACGGCCCUUCAUCGUAACUUCCUUGGCGUCGACGAGUUCCUCGGCACCGUCAGCAUACCCCUAUCCAGCUUCGACGUUUACGAGAGACCUCGAAAUAGAUGGUACACCCUUGGAAGUAAACCAGGCAAGGAGAAUACGAAGGAGAGGGGCGAGCUCGAAGUGAAGAUCAGCUUCAUCGUGAAGGCUGGCAGCUUGACCGAUUUGAGCCACAAGGAACGUCACAAAAGUUCCCUCGGGCAGCUGUCCUCUGCCGCCCACUCGAUCGGCGGAAGUUUACUCAGCAUAGGCAGUUUGGAGAAGCGUAAAGGAUUGAAGAAGUUGGCGAAAUCGAUCGGGAACCGCGUGAAAGGGAAAAGCAAGCACAAUGUCAACAAGGAGGAAUUGGACGAGAGGGAGGAGCAUAAGUUUAGAAAUACCACGAGACAACAGCCGGGCGAGGCUGAUCCUGGUGUUAUCAGCGAGGACGAGGAUGAAUUCACGUUCGAUGAUCUGUCACAUAAGAGCUCAGCGUCGUCUUUAAAUGCGCCCGUUGUCGGCGGCAACAGCAACAGCGUGGGUUCAGUUGCUUCGAGCGUCUCUUCCGGUAAUAAUUCUAACGAGACCCAUCAUCCACCACCAGCGCCGGCUAACGCGGCGCCCAGUAAACCGCCACGAUAUUCCAUGAGCGCUUCUACCACGUCUCUGUCGAAGGUCGGUAAAACAAAAGAGGACGAAUGGGGUCUUAAGCUUUAUGGGAAGCAAGUUCACAAUAACGUUAAGAGAUGGGAGAGUAAACCAAGCCCAAAGAUCGUGAUCGACGAACCAAAAGAAUAUCAUCGAGAAUCCUCGCCGAUUGGUUCGCCGGCGUUGACUUCGAGAUUCCAAGAGACCCCAGAACCGCUGGCACCGGCGCCGCGCGAGAUCAUACUGCAGACCAAGAACAAAGACGAGAAAACAGCUUCGAACAAAGAUAAGAGCAUCAAAGAGGAGAAGCUAAAGGAGAGAAAGGACGACAAAUACAUCUGCUGGAGUCCCAAGGACGAUAAACAAUCGAGGAAAGAGAAGAAAAAAGAGAAGGAGAAUAAGCUGAAAGAACUGAACGACGAGACCAAUAAUCUGUCCUCAGAAAGAAUUAUUAUCGGUGGCGAGGACGCGAUUCGUACGGUGACAGGAAAGAGCCAUCUGCCCCACGAAGUUCUCGCUCAGUUUGAUGGAAAAUCAAGAGAAGAUCUCAUAGAAUUGACUCUGCAACUCCAGGCGGAAGUAUCAGAGAAGAAAAAACGUCUAACCGACUUGGAAGAUUAUAUAGACGCGUUACUCCUGCGAGUAAUUGAAUGCUCGCCGCGUUUACUGCAAAACCCCUAUCAAUCUCAAAGACGUUUGUCAGCACCCGGACACCAGUACAACAAUUAAAUGCUCUUCCGUCCCGACGUUUCCUGAUAUCCACGAGGGGUUAAUUACAUUUGUCAGCGUAAUAAGUAAUAAUUGCAUGGCGCUCUUUCAAUCUGUUCCGAACAUUUUUAUACACGUUUGACUGCCGCCGUGCAACUGACUGUUUUCGUAGUACCACGCGCUUUAAUUUAUUCUCGAUUUAACAAUUACAAUUUAACUAUUAUGUAAGUUGCACGUAGGUCUCGUUGCUUUCAUUUUUUAACUGUAUAAACGUCUACUGAAAUUUUUAAUAUUUUGUUAUCGUUCGAACGAAGUAUUUUAUAAUAAGGUUAUAUGUUUUAAAGGGCAAACAAAAGGUGCGACAUUUGUGCCAACCGCUUUAAAACGUGGGAAAAAAAUGCGAAUACUCCCCUAGUCUUCCCGAGAGAAAGUGUUAUUGUUCAUCCUUAAAAAAAGAAAAUGAUAUCUCCGUCCAAAGUAAUGUCAUUACAAAAUUUUAUGGGUAACACGAUAGUCUGUAUUUUUAAACGUAUGCGUGAGUAUCGAUUCACGUACUGUACAUCAUAUUUUCGCAAAUACAUAUUUAUGUACGAGGAUAAACUAUUAAACGGUUCCAGUUACGUAUUCA